AUGUUGUUUGCUUCUUCUGCUCUUUGUUCCAAUCAUCAGGGAGGGACCUGUCAAGAGGCUGAUGUGGAUGAUAUGACAAACUAUUUUCUUUUUCUUUCAGUUAUCAAGAUAGAACAUGCUGCAGUCCGGUCACUCUGUACUGCUCAGAACAAUCUUAAUGGGGAAGCUACACAUGGACAAGAAACGAUGUUAACAGAUAAUGAAGGUGAAGAAGAUGCAAAACCUUUGAAUUUAGUUACAGACAGCCACUCAUUCACGACGGCUGCUGCUGCAACUACAGUCCAGCCAGCUGGAGGAAUCACGACAACAGUCGCUGCUCCAGGCACUCAGACAAUUCAACAUAUCAUUCCACAGUCCAUCUCCAUGCCACCCACAGGCUUCAUCAUCCAAGGACAGUUUGGGCAGCAGGCUGUGAUCCCCCUGUCAGCCAAUCUUGCGGCAGGUCUCCCGCUGUCCACACAAGACUUACAGCAACUGCAACAACAAAUCCAGCAACAACUACAGCAUCAACAGCAACUUCAACAGCAGCAACAAGCAGUUGUGCAGGCUGCACUAACGCAACAACAACAACAGACCUCAACAAUUUCAUCAAUUGUUACUCAGCCACGACUUCAAGUUUCUACUGUACAGACAGCUGCAUGUACUGCCAAAGCCCCAACAACCCAAGUCACAUACACAACAACCUCCACAACACCACAAGUGGUGACAACAUCUCCACAACAAGCAACUCCUUUCCAACAAUUUGUCCUGGUAAAUCCGACACAACUACCUCCAAAUUUACAGCCACAGUUCAUUUUACAAAACCAGGGAAUCUCUAUGAUGACCACAGCUCUUAAUGCAGCACAGCAGCAACAGCAGCAGCAACAACAACAGCAGCAGCAGCAGCAACAACAGCAAGCAGCUACAACUGUUGUAACACAGCAAAACACCCCGGUGCCAUCCAUUGCACAGUCUGUAGCCCAAGUUGUGCAGAGUCCUCAGGUGCAAACAGCUAGCACACAGCCUGGCACCUCCCCUCCAGUAUCUGUCACAACAACAAAUGCAGGGAUUGGAGUCAUCUCUUCGGUUGAUGGCUCAGUUUCUAACACAACCAGCCAUGAAAGAAUCACGCCAUCUCUGCUUGUGUCUUCUUCGCCUCCUUCACAGGCAACUUUAGCCCUUCAGCCUGAGGAAAAUAUUGACUUGGAAGAAUUGGAGCAAUUUGCAAAGACUUUCAAGAGACGACGAAUAGAACUUGGUUUCACCCAAGGUGAUGUUGGCUUGGCAAUGGGCAAGUUGUAUGGACAUGAUUUCAGCCAGACGACAAUUUCACGUUUUGAAGCUCUCAACUUGAGUUUUAAGAACAUGUGCAAACUAAAGCCUCUGCUGCAGAAGUGGUUGGCUGACGCCGACUCGAUGUCAUCAAAUCCUUCUUCUUUGCCAGGAUCUCCAGUUACUGCCGAAUCCAUUGGUCGCCGCCGAAAAAAACGGACCAGCAUAGAGUCUUCAAUCCGUGUUGCUCUGGAAAAAAGCUUCAUUCAAAAUCCAAAGCCUUCUUCAGAGGAAAUCUCCAUGCUGGCAGACAGCCUCACGAUGGAGAAAGAAGUGGUGCGUGUCUGGUUCUGCAAUCGGCGGCAAAAGGAGAAAAGGAUUAACCCCCCUAGCUCCCUUACUGGACCCCAAUUACAAAUUGUGCAAAGCAUGAGUGCCACAAGCACAUCGGCCACCUCCAUGACCUCAAGCCAAAUUUUGAACAGUGCUGCUGUAGCUGCAGUGGCAGCAGCAGCAGCUAAUGGGUCCAUGGGUGGAAUCAAUCUGUGUGCAGAUGGUGAGGCUGGCAGCACAAGUGGGGGUGCAGCUGCCAUCACUACCUUACCAUCUGGUAUGGCACUAACAGUCAACAACAGCCCCUUGAACAUGAGCACAAAUGCCGGCCUUGUGCUGACCGCAGCAGGAGUGAUGCAAGCAGCAGCGGGGAACAGUGGACAUCACCUCACAACAGCUGCUGGUAUCACUGCCUCAUCCGUUUCCUCCUCCUCCCCGACCUCCUCUUCUUGUUCCACCGCCACACAGCAGCAGUCUCUCGUUGGAGCUUCGACUACCACGUCAUCACCUUCAGGACUUACACUUCCUACUGUCACAGCCUCAUCCAAUCCGGACCAUGUUUCUAUAGCAACCAGUCUCACAAGUCAUCCUGAUGAUGAUGUAUCUUAG
Messenger RNA from Acanthosepion pharaonis, 2193 nucleotides. The record is from the annotation of a GenBank genome assembly. NCBI's taxonomy places the organism in Eukaryota, Metazoa, Mollusca, Cephalopoda, Sepiida, Sepiidae.